GUUUCCUGACAUGGGGCCAACAGGAUGCUGUGGAACCCACUGUCCUGUGCAGGUUUACUGCAAGUCUGCAAUCCCGUUGGGACUUGGGAGGCCAAAAGCAGGCUGACUGGUAGGGAAGCGGCGCAAGCAGUUCAGGGCAGCGGGACAGACGGACGGGAAGGGGCGACGGCCGUUUACUCGUGGAACUUGCUUGCUCUCCUCCCCGCCGCCGGCCCCGGCCACCUACGCAGCCGCUCGAUGGCCGAGUCGGCCGGAAAGCGGCCUCCGGCAUCACCGCCGGCCUCCGCUGGUAUGGCGACGAAGCUCUCCAUAAUUCUGCUUGUGACCCUGUCGGCUCUGUUCUACCAGCAGUUUCAGCCUCCACCUCCGAAAAUCUGUGGCUCGCUGAAUGGCCCCCCAGUUACAGCACCACGAACAAAGCUCAAAGACGGUAGGCAUCUGGCAUACCUAGAAUCCGGCGUCCAAAAGAUGAAGGCCAAGUACAAGGUCAUCUUUGUUCAUGGGUUCUACUCCUGCCGAUACGACGCGCUUCCGAUUUCCCCGGAGGUGGCACAAGAGCUGGGCAUCUACCUCCUGUCCUUUGACCGGCCUGGAUACGCUGAGAGUGACCCAGACCCUGCUCCGAGUGAGAAGAGCAUUGCCCUCGACAUUGAGGAGCUUGCCGACAACCUGAAGCUUGGUCAUAAGUUUCACCUCAUUGGCUUCUCCAUGGGCGGCGAGAUCAUGUGGAGCUGCCUCAAGUACAUCCCACACAGGCUCUCCGGUGUGGCCAUUCUCGGGCCGGUGGGCAACUACUGGUGGUCCGGCUUGCCGUCGAACGUGUGGCGGGACGCCUGGUACCAGCAGCCACCGCAGGACCAGUGGGCGGUCUGGGUCGCCCAUCAUCUGCCGUGGCUGACCUACUGGUGGAACACCCAGAAGCUUUUCCCUCCCUCCAGCGUCAUCGCACGCAGCCCUUUACUCUUGUCUGAAGAAGACGUGAUGGUCAGGAAGAAGCUUGGCCUGCGAACGUAUACCCCGACGAUAAGGCAGCAAGGGGAUUACAAUAGCCUGCAUCGUGACAUGAUGGUCGGAUUCGGGAAGUGGGACUGGAGCCCGCUGGACCUGGAGGACCCCUUCGCCGGCGGCAAAGGGAAGGUGCACCUGUGGCACGGUGCCGAGGAUCGUAUUGUGCCAGUCGGUUUGUCGAGGUACAUCAGCCAGAGGCUCCCGUGGAUCAUCUACCACGAGCUUCCCAAGUCCGGCCACCUCUUCCCUCUCGACAGCGAGAAGGCGGACGCCAUCGUCAAGUCUCUGCUACUCGGAGAUCAGUGACAUUGAACUCUCCAUCUCUACAUAUGUUUUUUUGUUAAAGAUCUUGUAAUCGUGGCACAGCUCCUGCACCGUGUAGUUAGCUAGCUGCUCGCAGGCAACAAAUAGUAUGGGUUCUUUCAGUUUGGACCACAAGAACCUCGUAUAGAUCGCGCAGGAAAUGGCGUGGAAUAAAUCAUGGGAAGCGCUGAGCGUCCCCCGGGGGAUCAAAUCCCCGAUCCCCCGGGUCCCCAACCGUACGAUGCGGUGCUAAUUAGAUCUGGUCAGCGCUCCUUGGGUGGAAAAAAAAAAACCAACCGAUAAAAUUUCCCUCCUCCC
Molecule: messenger RNA, 1629 nt
Organism: Lolium perenne
Lineage: Eukaryota; Viridiplantae; Streptophyta; Magnoliopsida; Poales; Poaceae
Source: RefSeq, a predicted model, not a curated record